Messenger RNA from Hansenula anomala, 675 nucleotides. RefSeq names its product Uip5p (gene UIP5). Gene Ontology annotation, cellular component: endoplasmic reticulum-Golgi intermediate compartment; COPII-coated ER to Golgi transport vesicle; endoplasmic reticulum membrane. The transcript has a single exon. Gene Ontology annotation, biological process: endoplasmic reticulum to Golgi vesicle-mediated transport; endoplasmic reticulum organization; Golgi organization. Gene Ontology annotation, molecular function: D-mannose binding. The annotation marks the transcript as partial. The record is from RefSeq and is a predicted model, not a curated record. Lineage: Eukaryota; Fungi; Ascomycota; Saccharomycetes; Phaffomycetales; Wickerhamomycetaceae.
GAUGUUGAAAGAGUUAGAAUUGACACCCAGGUGCUUAAAACUCCUUAUUUGGAGAAUGAUUUAAAAUCUAAAAAUUGGGAUAUUGAAGGUGAUACAUUAAUUAAAAAUAACUAUUAUGUCAGAUUAACUAGUGAGAAAAAAGAUCAAGCAGGUUCAAUCUUCAAUAAAAACUCUUUCAAUGAUGAUGGGUUUGAAGUCACUUUCAAAUUUAGUAUAAAUGGUAAAGCUCGUGUUAAUGGGUUAAAAGGUGAUGGAUUUGCAAUGUUUUUAACAGAUAGGAAAUUAAAUCAAGGUCCAGUUUUCGGUUCUGAAGAUUAUUUUAAAGGGCUAGCCAUAUUCUUUGAUACUUAUAGAAAUGCACCAAAAGGUCCAAUGUUCCCAUAUAUCAAUGUUAUGAAUGGUGAUGGAUUAACACCUUAUGAUAAAGAUACUGAUGGUAAAACCAAUCAAUUGGCCGGUUGUUCAGCACGUGGAAUAUAUAAUUCAAGAAAUAAUCUUGUUGAUGCUAGAUUGAUUCAUACUACGCAAGAUGGUUAUCUAUCAUUAGAUUAUAAUAUCAAUGGUAAUUGGAAAAAUUGUUUCACAAUAAAAGAUGUUCAUAUCCCAAAAGAUAGAUAUUUAGGAUUCAGUGCAAAUACUGGUGAUUUAUUUGAAAAUCAUGAUAUUUUUGAAGUG